Molecule: messenger RNA, 2302 nt
Organism: Mustela lutreola (European mink)
Lineage: Eukaryota; Metazoa; Chordata; Mammalia; Carnivora; Mustelidae
Gene: SLC49A4
Product: solute carrier family 49 member 4
Exons: 8
Coding region: 337-1497 (386 amino acids)
Cellular component (GO): intracellular membrane-bounded organelle; membrane
Source: RefSeq, a predicted model, not a curated record
AGUUUCCUUUUCCAGGGCUUAGUCGCGCUCCUCCCUCCUUUUUGGUUCCUCUUCGUCCUCCCUCAGAGACGGGGGGUCUACUGCCUCAGUUUCCUCUCCAUUACCCGCGAGGUGGGUGCCCCAGUGCGGUACCCCAGCCUCCUCCCAGCUCGCGGCACCUGCCCCGCCUUCCAGCCCCCGGCCGGCUCGCGCGGCGCAGGCGCACCGGCCGCGGCCCUGAGGCCGAGCCAGACCUCAGCAGCUUCUGCCUCCGCCUCCUGCGACCGUAUCCGCGCGGGGCUAGUCGGCGGUCACCGAGACCGCGCUGGGCAGAGGCCCCGCGGGCCGCGCGUCGCCAUGGGCGCGGGCUGGAGCAGCGAGGAGGAGCGGCAGCCCCUGCUGGGGCCCGGACUCGGGCCUGCGCCGGGAGCUGUCUGGAGAAGCCGGGAGGCGGCGGCGGCGGCGCUGCCCGCGGCGGCCCCGGGUCCCGGGCGGGUGUACGGGCGCCGCUGGCUGGUGCUGCUGCUCUUUUCGUUGCUGGGUUUUGCGCAGGGCCUGGUCUGGAACACCUGGGGCCCCAUCCAGAACUCGGCGCGCCAGGCCUAUGGCUUCUCCAGCUGGGACAUCGCGCUACUCGUGCUGUGGGGACCCAUCGGCUUCCUGCCGUGCUUCGCGUUCAUGUGGCUCCUGGACAAGAGAGGUCUUCGGGUAACUGUGCUUCUGACAUCCUUCCUUAUGGUUUUGGGAACUGGUCUAAGAUGCAUACCUGUAUCAGACUUAAUGCUUAAAAGAAGGCUAAUCCACGGAGGACAGUUGUUGAAUGGAUUGGCAGGCCCAACGGUGAUGAAUGCAGCUCCGUUCCUCUCUACCACGUGGUUUUCUGCCGACGAACGGGCCACUGCCACAGCCAUCGCAUCCAUGCUCAGCUAUCUUGGUGGAGCAUGCGCGUUUUUAGUGGGGCCCCUUGUUGUUCCAGCCCCCAAUGGGACGUCACCUCUUCUUGCUUCGGAGACGAGCAGGACCCACAUUAAAGAUCUCAUAGAGACUGUAUUGUAUGCAGAAUUUGGAGUUGUCUGCUUACUAUUUUCUGCAACACUAGCUUAUUUCCCACCCCGGCCUCCACUUCCUCCCAGUGUUGCUGCAGCUAGCCAGCGGCUGAGUUAUCGGCGGAGCUUUUGUAGAUUAUUAAGCAACAUGAGAUUUUUGAUGAUUGCUUUAGCGUAUGCCAUACCACUUGGUGUAUUUGCUGGUUGGUCUGGAGUUCUGGACUUAAUUUUAACACCAGUGCAUGUCAGCCAGGUAGAUGCUGGCUGGAUUGGAUUUUGGUCCAUAGUUGGAGGCUGUGUUGUUGGAAUAGCUAUGGCAAGGUUUGCAGAUUUUAUCAGGGGUAUGCUGAAACUAAUUCUUCUCCUCCUGUUUUCUGGGGCUACCCUCUCAUCCACGUGGUUCACCCUGACCUGUUUGAACAGCAUUACUCACCUGCCUUUAACCACAGGUCAGUUUUUGAAUGUCACUUAGAAACUCCUGAAAGAAAGAAAAAAAAAAGAAACUCCUGGUAGAUACUUUUUUAACUUAUACUGCUUUAAAAACUAGAUUUUCACAUUUCUUUCCUGAAUGAUCAUGGUGGGUAUUUUUUUUCUCUUUCCUGAUACUUACCACCUAACUCUUACUCGAGUGCAUCUUAUUUCCCCUGCCAAUCUGAAAAUCUGGAGUAUGGACUUGUGCCUUAUCAGUUCUGACCCCAGCUCUCACCCUACUACUUAGCACAAUCUGUGAAUAAUGAAUGAACGAAGUGUAUAUUAUCUCCAUUUUGAAUCUCAGUAGAUAGGACUUAUUGCCAGUAAUAGCAACCGUGGUCACUCUGUUACUCAGCACUAGCUGUAUGCAGGCAAAAGGGCACAUUUUAAUGGAACCAAUGGAGAAUUUGAAUAAAUCUGUCACAGAUACUCUUACUGCCUUUAUAAAAAUCUGACCUAAUUCCUUUUAAGUAAAAGAGGUUUCAUGAAAGGGAACUUACAACAAAAUCUAAUUAUAGACAAAUCUAGACCUUUAGACUGAUAUUUAAAGCCAGUAACGGCAGAUUCGUAUUUCUUUUUUACCAGAGUCAUUCUUCUUUUUUUAAGGAAGAAAAUAUCUAGUCUUUUUCCCAUUUCUAGUAAAUUUAGUAUUCCUGUUGUUACUUUUAAAUAGCGGAAGAAUCUACAUGAAGAAUGUGAAAAUAUAUGCAUUAAUUAUAAUUGUUGACAUAAUAAAGUAAAAGCUAGUUAAUUUUGUUAACCAUGUGUUAUAAGUGCUGGUACUAUUAAAACCAUCUGUUGCAGUA